CGGCGUGGAAGACUCAGCUCCUUCUGAAAUGAGACACAGAAAGUGGGUCAACCCAGGAAGUCUCCCCCCCACUACACAGCAACGUCAGCCAUGUCGAGACCUGCUCACGCCACAUGCCUCGCCCACACCAAAGGCGUCCUGCCACACUGUGAGCAACUUAAGCCUUACUCUCACCUGAGUACUGCUCACCUGGCUCCCAAGCCUGGCCCUGCCAGCGGGGUGGGGGAGGAGACUAAAAUAUAGAUGGGCCAGCAGGAUGGCUCAGUGGGUAAGGGUGCCUGCCCGCCUGACCAUCUGAGUUCAAUCCCUGGGACCCACACAGAGGAAGGAGUGAACCGACUUUCGUUAGUUGCCCUCAGAUCUUCACAAGUGUGCGUGCACACACACAAAAGAUAAGUGAGGGCAGGAAAGAUGGCUCAGCGGUUAAGAACAUUGGCUGUUCUUCCAGAGGACCUGAGUUCAAUUCCCAGCACCCACAUGGCAGCUCACAACUGUCUAUAACUCCAGGUCCAGGAGAUCUGCUGUCACCACACAGACAUGUGUGCAGGCAAAACACCAAUACAUAGAAAAUAAAGAUAAAUAGUUUAAAAAAAAAAAAAAGAUAGCGGAAGCCAGGCGGUGGUGGUGCACGCUUUUAAUCCCAGCACUUGGGAGGCAGAGGCAGGUGUAUCUGAGGCCAGCCUGGUCUACAGAGUGGGUUCCAGGACAGUCAAGCUCACACAGAGAAACCCUGUUUCCGAAAAACAAACACAAAUUGGCUGCCUGUAGUACACAGAAGGCAAGAGAGAACCCUGGCCUUGGGAUCCACUGGAGCACAUGCACAUGGAAAAUCUGCACAUUUGUGACAACUUGCAAGAAUGGGUUUUUCUUUUCCAGUGUGGAUCCCAGAGAAGGAGCCAGGCUGCCAAAUGCCGCAGCAGGCGGCUUGACUGGCUGAGCCAAGUAGCCGACCCUGGCUUUGUUUUCAAAGUACUCUAUGUAGCCCAGGGUGGCUUCGAAUUCAUGGUGAUUCUCCUGCCUCAGCUUCUCAACUGCUGAAAGGACAGGCUUGCACUACCAACUGCACCAGGGAGGUUUCCCCUGACUUCCGUGCAGGCCUUGCGAUGCUUUACAGAUGCCGUGCUGUGGUUUCCCCAGAUGGGAUGAGGGUUUAGCGUCAGGAAGGCUGCACCAGCAACCAGGGGACAUUACUGUUGGCUGCUCUGACUCCUGUCACUGUUUAAUCCAGCCCCUCCCAAGCAGAAACUGCUCAUGUCCUGUCUCAUUUACCAAGCAUCUACUGUACAGGUUGGGAAACCGAGGCACGGAGACAGGGAGGGAUAGCUGGGAAAUGGGCUCUCUAGAUGCCCCCAACUCAACAGACAAACUCACUGGGGCGGUCACUUUGGGGACACGGACUAUUUUUACAAUGGUGGGCUCCAGGCUACCCACGUCCCUAGGCGGGUGUUUGUCAUGGCAACCAGUGACAUCAUCCGUACCCACAGCCAAUUGGAGGGGGGCGAAAACUGCCAGGCGCUGGACCACUGGGCGGCCAGGGAUUGGCAGGCAGAAGGGAUGGGCCUCUGCUGUGCUAGGGCUUAAGGUCUCCUUUCUGUCCCAUCCACUCAUGAAGGUGUGUGUCUUACACCAGCUCCCCUACUACCAAGCCAGAAAAAGAAUUCAAACUCGGAGCUCCAGCUGGUACCCCCCAAUCAUGGCCGUUUUCUUCCUAUCUGGGGAUGCUGCUGUGUGGCGUCCAUCAACUGCUCAACCUCUCUGUGCCCCAGUUAACUCAUUUAGAAAGCAGCAGGUCUCACAGAACCGCGCGCUGGCAUCGUCAGCAACGAGUAGUAUAAAUGCCUCCCCAACACACAAAAGUACUCCAGGCAGGGCGCGGGGUGCUGCCAGGCCCCGGAAAGCUCCCCGGAAGUGGGCCCACACGUCCCCGCGCCAUCUGCUUUCACGGCCCCCUCGCCAUCUGCUCCCGCGGCAACACCCACACGGACGCCCCGCUACUGGCUGUUGUUUAUUUUUCUUGGGGCCUCUCUCUGCAGCGCAGGCUGAUGGCCUGAAACUCGCCAUCCUCCUGCCUCAGCCUCCAGACAGCUGAAAUCACAGGAAGGUGUCGUCGCUACGGGGCUCUCACUGUUUGGUUGUUGACACAGAAUCCACCUCAUAGCCCAGGCUGGCCUUGAACUCCUGAUCCUCCGGUCUCCACCUCCUGACUGCUAGGUGGAGUCCGCGUGGUUUAAGAGUGCUGGGGGAGGAGCCAAGGUGUGCUGGGCAAGCACUCCACCAACUGAGCCCCAACUGAGUCUGCCCUUUAAAUCUGUGAUUAGGGGUUCCUCGUUGAUCGGAGUGCUGUCUCCACGUUUCAGUCCUGGCCUACAGAUCACACAGUUUGUAGGAGCCCGAGCUGGUCAUGGAGCACAGGAGCCAAGUGUUCUGGGAUGACAGGUGCCGCCGCGACCGAAUUUACCUGGUGCUGGGCUCGAACCCACUGCUCCGUGCACGCCUGGUCAGUGUGCGGCCAGCAUUGCUAGGCAUGGAACCGAGCACCUCACACAUGGCUCUCUACCACGGAGAUUCCUCCUCAACCCAACUGUAGGGGUUUUUAAAGCUGUCUGGAGAUGGUCGUUCUGACGCUCACCUAUCGUCCCAGCACCGGAGAAGGAAACAGAUGAUCAGGAACUUAGGUCAUCCUCAACUACACAGAGUUGCGAGCCGACAAGCCUGGGCUGCAUGAGACCUUGUCUCAAAACAAAACGAAUAAGGCUUUUUAGCAUAUUCGUUACCACCACGUAACCCUAAAGUAUUCCCCCAAAUCCCCAUCCCUACCAGCAGGCUCUCCAGCACUUGGCACCCCUCUAAUCUGUGGAUUUGACUGCGCUGACCUUUUUCUGUGGGCGGGGUCUUUGGGUCUGCUGGCUGUCGCUCAUUUUCAUGCUUUUCAGACUCCACCCACCUCAGAGCACGGUCAGGUGUGCCUUCCUUUUUACGGCUGAGUAGUAUUCCAGCUCUGUGGCUGCUUACCCCUGACGGCCACUGCCACGUCUUACAGCUAGCUAUCCUGUCCUGAGGUAGCUGCGAUGAAUGUUUCAGAGCAAGGAAUUUUUUUUUGACAUAUGUUUUCCCUCCUCUUGGAUGUAUACUAUACCUGCGAGACAGGACUUCCCAGGGCCAUAUGGCCACUGUUUCCAGGGCUAGUUGCACAAAGCACCUGCCCGCCAAACAAAUGUCAACAGUGACUAAGUCCGCGGGGUAGGUGCCUGUGACAGGCAGGCUGGAAACUCAUGUGCAAAUUUUACCCAAUCACAAGCACUGAAUAGUUUGGCAAGUUAGGGAGUGGGGCAGCUCCGUGGACCAAAGCUUGUGUCUUUUAGGGACAACUCAACUGUGUGGCCCCGCAGCAGACCAGAUUGCAGGCUAGGCAGCAGGGUCAGGUGUUCAACGUCAACCCGAAGUACAUGAGACCCUGUCUCAAAAACCUAAACAUAAAGACAUAAAUGCCUUAGAACACUGAAGCUGAGCGACUUGGUAAAUGUUUUUUAUCAGGGCCACAGAGAGAACCCUGUGGGUAAGAGCCCCGGCUGCCCUAGCGGAGGACCCAGGUCCCAACACCCUCGUGGUGGCCCACAACUGUCUGUAACUCCAAUUCCAGGGGAUUCUAUGGCCUCUUCUGGUGGGUACCAGGCAUCUGUGUGGUGCACAGAUACACACGCAGGCAAACACCACACACAUUAAAUAAAAAUGAAGAAAAUCUUUAAAAUUUGUUCUUAUUCGUUGACUAUGCCUGUGCGCUUGUUAAAUGAACAAGAUUUUCUCCUUGCAAAUGCCUCUUUAUCUUCCAACACCUGGCGGCUGCCUCGGAGCUUCAGGCUCUCUUGAGCACAGGAAAGUGGUGUUUCUCCCUCUUCACUGGAGGCCGUGAGGACAUUCCGUGGUUUUUUUCUGAUAUGGUUUCCGGGGCCCUUGUGACCUAUUCCUUCCUGCUCCCCGCCCCCAAAUGUGUAAUGUUUCUGAAAGUGGGGCACCCCUGGGCACUUAGCUCCCCUGGGCCUCCAUGGGCAGCUGGGAGGAGCCAGAAAGGGGAGAAGGAGGGAGCACAUAUAGAUGCCUCAUACUGUGACCCCAAUGAGAGGAGAACCAGCACUCUGGUAUGCCAUGGCUCCCCCACUUCUAACACUCUUCAUGGCUCCCUAUUCCUUCCCACCCAGGCCAGCCCCUCAGCCUGUCACUUGAAGAGCUGUGACAAGGACCGUGGAUGGGUAUGCCACAUCAAGCAUUCGCCAUUGGCAUC
Molecule: messenger RNA, 4279 nt
Organism: Alexandromys fortis (reed vole)
Lineage: Eukaryota; Metazoa; Chordata; Mammalia; Rodentia; Cricetidae
Exons: 2
Coding region: 1115-2089 (324 amino acids)
Source: RefSeq, a predicted model, not a curated record